This is a messenger RNA of Botrytis sinoallii, 1266 nucleotides long. RefSeq lists its product as uncharacterized. The transcript has a single exon. Bases 1 to 1266 code for a protein of 421 amino acids. The record is from RefSeq and is a predicted model, not a curated record. Lineage: Eukaryota; Fungi; Ascomycota; Leotiomycetes; Helotiales; Sclerotiniaceae.
AUGUUCUCAAAACCGCAUUUUGAAGUCUACAGUCUCUCCACAAGUGGCUCCCUCCUUAGCACCGAACUCAUCUACAUCUUCGAUUCCCGCGCUGAAAGAUCUACCCACUCCCUCAAAUUCCUCUACCACGAAUCUGCCUCCCUCCCUAUCCCGCUCCCCACUCUCACCCAGACCUCCGUCCCCAGCAGCCUCGAAUACCUCGGCUACAUUCGGGGCGAAUCCCGCGUGAAGAGGGCGCGCGCGCUCGCUAAAAACGUGCAACGGAGUGUCGAGCAACCAUUUAAAAGAUUCACGAAUGACGUUAUAGAAAUUUGGAUUAAAAGAAGAUUACUGCUCUGGGAUCGGGAUCGCACGCCGUGUGAAGUUGACGACUCGAUUUUGGAUGAGGAAACUCUUAAGACUAGGGAUAAGAAUGGAGGACUCUCGAAGUACGCAAAGGGGAUGAUUAGGCAUGGAAAGAACGGGGAUUAUGACUCUUCAUUUUCAUCUUCAUCCUCGUCUUCACUUGCCUCCACCUCCCCAUCUCAACUUUCCCUCGGCCGCUCAACCCGAGAAUCCCACAGGCGUCUCUCUCGAGCCCGAACAACGCACAAUCCCCCCUCAAGCACACACAGCUGGUCCUCAAAAUCCUCUUCCAACCCCCCCAAACGCUUCUCCUUCUCUGUUUCCCUUUCCGCGAAUUCAAGUUCAAAUCCCCGACACAAAUCUUCACCCCACUCUCGUUCUCAUUCUCGCUCUCGCGCUCCCCCCUCUUCCUAUCACGACCAAAAUUCCGAUUACGAUUCCGGAAUCGGUAUGUCCGAAGACAAGUUCAACCCCCACGAUGACGACGAUGCAAAAUCAUCGAUAUCCUAUUCAUCCAUCAACCCCGGCUCAUCCAUCUCGCAUUCUGAUCGUUCCUCUUCUUCUUCCCACUCCUCUGCACCCCGUUCAUCCCAUCGCGCCCACCCCAAAAAGGAUGUCUCACCCGCUAUCUCCGAUCUCGACGACCAGCGCAAACAAGAAGACGCUGUCCGUGAUCGCAUCUUUAGAGAUAAGAAAGCUGAGUUGAGGAAUUCUUCUUCUUCUCCUUCUUCUUCUCGUCACCCCCCUCCUUCUUCUUCAGGUUCAGGAUCCCAAUCCCGAUCAAGAGCACAAUCACGAAGAAGUCAAACCCCCACCCACGCAUUCCACGCACCGCGUUCUAGUGAUCCGUUUGGACUUAAUGAUCCGUUUCGACUUUCGGGUGCGGGGGAGCCGGGGUCUAAUCCAUGGAUUCGGCGAUGA